Tachysurus vachellii is the source of this 1815-nucleotide messenger RNA. Its product is annotated as ubiquinol-cytochrome-c reductase complex assembly factor 5. The coding region runs from base 192 to 437 and encodes 81 amino acids. Lineage: Eukaryota; Metazoa; Chordata; Actinopteri; Siluriformes; Bagridae. The record is from RefSeq and is a predicted model, not a curated record. The transcript is spliced from 2 exons.
CGUCAACACCGCCAUGUUGCCCUGUCAUGUCAGCUUACAGCAACAUGCGUGAAGGUAAAGAGAGAAGGGAAGGACGAGAAUAUGUCACAUCGUGAAUAAAUAGCUAAUUAAGAUACAUUAAUAAAUAAAGAGCGCUACGCUUUUUGAGGCAUUUUCAACUGUCUUUUUCGCCGAUACCAGGAGCAGGCGACAUGUUUAGAAAGAGCAGAAACAUUCAGUAUAUUCUAAGUAUUGUUCCAGGGAAACGACGCUUCGGAGUUUACCGAUUUUUGCCCAUCUUCUUCUGCAUCGGCGGUGUCAUGGAGUGGGUCAUGAUAAACGUACGAAUAGGACGAGAGACAUUUUAUGAUGUCUACAGGAGAAAGCGCUCUGAGAGGGAAUACCAACAGAAAAUUGAGGAUGGGAUAAUAGUACUUCCUGAAUCAGAACCAAAAUAAACAUUUUAAACAAGUUUAUUACUUACAUUCUUCCACUUGUAAACUUUGAGUAAACUUCAAAUGAACAAUCACUACUUACCUUAUAGCCUACUGCAUGCAACACUGCUACAAUGGUGUGUCUAUACAUGCUCAUUUAAACAUUUAAAUUGUAUUGGUUUAUUAAAUAUGAUACACAAAGCGAUUUGCAGGUGGAAGCAAAUCACAAAUUUGAGAACAUAAUGUGAAAGUUAGAUAGUUGAGGUGCCAAAGACUGUUCAAUCUUUUAUUUAUUCUUUUCCCGCAAUACUUUUGCAACAUUAAAUAAGUAAAGUCACAUAAACCAAAAAAAACCCCACAAAGUUUGACUUUGAGGCUGAACUGCCAACCUAACUGGUGACAUCCUUCUAGGACUGUCAGCAGAGUUAACCAUUAAAAAAAAGUGUUUAGUGUCCCUGUAACUUGUCCAUGACUGACGUCUCUGUUUAUCACUUGGGAAUCUACAAACAGAUUCAAAUUAUGAUUAUUUUAUUUAAUGCCAUGUCAGCAAUCAAAAGCUAUUUUCAUGGCAAAAAUUCAAUUACAAAAACACAAAUAUCAUAUAAAUACAAUAAAAACAAAGCAAAUAUAAACAGCAAGUCAUAUUAUACAUUUUUUAAAUUAACAUAAGAUAAAAAAAAAUCCAAACCCUUUUUAGGCAUAAUGUCAUUAAAUAUGUCUUUAAGUGAAGUGACUUGAUAAAAGAACAUUCUGCUUGUGUUAAGUCCAGGACAAUCUAAUAAAAUAUGUUUGACAGAUAAGGGAAUCUUACAGAACAUACAUAAAGUUGGGACUUCACCUUUAAGCAAAAAAAGCAUGGGUCAAUUUUUAAUUUCCUUAUUAAGAGCUUCGGAAUCUACAAACAUUGUCGGUUUUCCUAACUGUCAAAAAUUAAUGGGUAACUAGCAUAGAUUAGCUGCGGUCGUUAACCAAUAACUGAAACAAACCAACGUAACCAGAAAUAUAAUGUUGUAACAUUCAAUAUCAAAAUACAUUCUCACCUGUGAAAAGUAAUCCCUUGCUGUCUGGUUUUUAUAUUUCUUUCGUUUGAACAUCCAAACGCAGCACAGAAGUCCGGCAUCGUCCAUGCAUUUGAAGUACAAGAGCACUGUACAAAGAUGGUGGCGGUUUUGACGCAUUUUUAGGACCCCAAGGCGACAUCUAUGUAUAGAUAUCCAUGGACUCUUUAUGUAAAAUGUGCAUCUUUCCCCAAAUGAGGAUAACAGCCCUAGAAAAGCCCUUUCAACAAGUAUUUAUUAACAAUUCAAAGAUCCGAUUAUUAGAGCAUCUCAAUUGUAAUCAUCAUUUUUACAAUGUCACAUUUUUACAAAUUCAUGAAAUAAACAUUUUGUCUUUACAGGAA